GCAUUUGAAGUUUGUUACUGUGAAAAAACUGUUUUGUUAAUUUUUGUAUAUACUAUAUUAUAAACGCAUUUGUGUGUUCCUUCUUAUCUUAUCUCAACAACUGUUGGUCAUUUCAUUGCGCAUAGAAGGAGUACUCAACUUGAAGCAACUAUUCUCAGUAUGCUUUGAGUUUGCCAAUAUAUAGUUGCAUAUAGCCUACAUGCUUAAACUAUAUUAAUCUCAUAUAUGUCAGGAACCUCAUUCUGAUCUAGAGUAUGUUAUCCUGCCAGCUCUCUGUGUUUUAUGUGUAAACAAGCACACAACAAGAACCAUCAUAGCUUACCAUUCUAAAUUCCCACGUAUGCUUUCACCUCAUUUCCAUGCCUCUUGUUUUUCAAUAAGCUGUAAUAAUCCCUCAAGUUCUUUUGAUAGGCUUCACAAGAGUAAUGAUUUCUGUUUUAAUGGUCCAGUCCAGUUACGUUGUCUUUUCUCAAUUUUGCUAACUAGAAAGUCUACAAAAUGUUUAAGGGCAUCAUUGAAAGUUGAGGUUGAACAUGAGGCAUAACCCCCCACCCCCUUUAAAAAAGAAAAAAAGAAGAAGAAAGAGACAAAGUGCUUCUGCUGGGUAAGAAUAGUAUUUUAAGACCUUGAAGUAUGCACUCUAUAUGCCAAGUUCAACAGACAUAAUGGUUUAUAAGGCAGAUGAAUUUGGAAAGUAUAUUUGAUUGGAUGAACAUAGUCACACACGCAGGGAAAGUGAUGAAAUCAAAUAAAUGUAGACAGAAAGCUAACAUUUUCUUGAUCACUUAUAAAAGUUUUUUACUUCAUGAAUAGGUAAGUCUUAAAGUUCAUAACUGCAUCAUCCUUAACUAAAAAGCAAUGCAUCCGAAGUGUGGUCUUCAGUCUCCAGCAAAGGGUUUAGACAAGUUUGAAUCUGUUUUUAAGGUUUCUAGGAAAACCUUUGACUACAUAUGUUCACUUGUGAAUGAAGAUAUGCUGGCGAAAUCUGCACAUUUUGUGUUUACAAAUGGUAAGCCCUUGUGUUUGUAUGAUCAAGUAGCUGUAGCGUUAAGAAGACUGAGCUCUGGUGAGUCACUAGUAACAAUUGGCGAUGCAUUUGGGGUGAACCACUCAACAGUGUCUCAAGUGACCUGGCGUUUUGUGGAAGCCAUGGAAGAAAGAGGACUUCACCACCUGCAAUGGCCCUCCACUGAAGCAGAAAUGUCAGAAAUUAAAUCCAAAUUUCAGAAAAUACGAGGCUUUCCUAAUUGUUCUGGUGUUGUUGAUACUACCCACAUCAUGAUGUGUUUGCCUGCUUCGGACCCCACAAGUGAUGCUUGGCUCGAUCAAGAGAAGAAUCACAGCAUGGUCUUACAAGCCAUUGUGGACCCUGACAUGAGGUUUCGGGACAUAGUAACUGGAUGGCCAGGAAAGAUGAAGGACUGGACAGUCUUUCAGAGUUCAAAUUUUUAUGAACUCUGUGAUAGAGGUGAGAGGUUGAAUGGGAAAAUAUUAGACCUCUCCAAAGGAUUGGAUAUACGGGAGUACAUAAUUGGGGAUUUGGGCUUUCCUUUACUGCCCUAUCUUGUAACCCCCUAUGAAGGAAAAGAACUUCCAGAGCCAAAAGCUGAGUUCAAUAAGAGGCAUUAUGCUACCCGGAUGGUUGCACAUAGAGCAUUGGCAAGGUUGAAGGACAAGUGGAGGAUCAUUCAAGGAGUGAUGUGGAGACCUGACAAGCAUAGAUUGCCAAGGAUCAUUCUUGUUUGCUGCUUGCUUCAUAACAUUGUUAUUGAUAUGGAAGAUGAGGUGGAAGAUGAAAUGCCUUUGUCUCACAAGCAUGACUCAGCUUACCACCAACAGAAUUGUGGAACCGUCGACAUAAACGGUGUUCAUCUGAGAGAUAAGCUGUCUCUCUACUUAUCUGGAAGGAUGCCAAUGCCACCUUGAUUAUUUUCCAUUUCUAAUAAGUGUUUUAGGUAUUAAGGAUUUUCUGUAGUCUUCACUUUUAAAGUUCUUUUACAAAUGAUUUC
Prunus avium (sweet cherry) is the source of this 2009-nucleotide messenger RNA. Its product is annotated as protein ALP1-like. Gene Ontology annotation, molecular function: sequence-specific DNA binding. The record is from RefSeq and is a predicted model, not a curated record. Lineage: Eukaryota; Viridiplantae; Streptophyta; Magnoliopsida; Rosales; Rosaceae.